UAAAAGGAGGAAUAUAGCGAUUUAAAAUAUCCAGAUGAAAAUAUUUGAUAGAGGUGUAAAAAGGGGUUAAGUUUCCAACAACCUUACCUAAGCAGAGCUUAUUAAUAGAUAGAGCUCACUUCAGCCAAUCACAUACACUAGAUUCCUUACGUUAUACCACAUUUGUCGUCCCAUCCCAGCUAAAGUGCGGAGGCGGCUCACUGACGACCAAAUCCCUCACUAGCACUCAGAUAUCUCACAAUCUCAUACCAGCUCUCAGCCAUAUCACCACCGCGAAAAUGGUCUACACAAUAGUCGUGCACCUGCGCUCCAAGCCCGGCGCGGAGAACAUCGCCAAAGUCCACGCCAAGCUCAACGAAGCAUCCGCCGUCUACUCCAAGGACAAGGAGACCAUCUCCUGGUUCGUCAUGCAAUCCGUCCACGACCCCCAGGACUUCACGAUCGUGGAGCGGUACGAGAACGAGGGGAGCCAGAAGUAUCACCUCGAGAACCCGUACUGGCAGACCUUUGACCCGUUCGUCGUACCGCUGCUGGAGAAGCCCAUGGACUUGCGGCGCUUCGAGGAGCUGGUCCCGGUCUCUGGAGAGGAGGCGUUGCUGAAGUAAGAGGGCUGUCGCUUACCUAAUGUGGUGAGAGCCGGGUGGGUUAGAUGAGUAAAAAGUGAAAGUAAAGAGUAAAAGGGGCGCAUUCUCGUGUAGAUCCAAAAAAAAUCGAUAGAACUAUCUAACUAAGCAACUCAUACCCACGAUGAUAUACACGGU
This is a messenger RNA of Annulohypoxylon truncatum, 761 nucleotides long. RefSeq lists its product as uncharacterized. Lineage: Eukaryota; Fungi; Ascomycota; Sordariomycetes; Xylariales; Hypoxylaceae. The record is from RefSeq and is a predicted model, not a curated record. The transcript is spliced from 2 exons. The coding region runs from base 279 to 605 and encodes 108 amino acids.